Neohortaea acidophila is the source of this 1569-nucleotide messenger RNA. RefSeq lists its product as uncharacterized. Gene Ontology annotation, biological process: regulation of DNA-templated transcription. Gene Ontology annotation, molecular function: zinc ion binding; DNA-binding transcription factor activity, RNA polymerase II-specific. NCBI's taxonomy places the organism in Eukaryota, Fungi, Ascomycota, Dothideomycetes, Mycosphaerellales, Teratosphaeriaceae. The transcript has a single exon. The record is from RefSeq and is a predicted model, not a curated record. The coding region runs from base 1 to 1569 and encodes 522 amino acids.
AUGCCUCCGCCGAAGAAGCUACUCAAAGUGAAGACUGGCUGCGUCACCUGCAAGAUUCGGAAAGUCAAGUGCGACGAAGGCAAGCCGCAGUGCAGUCGCUGUACCGACACUGGCCGGAAAUGCGAUGGCUAUCGAGCCUCGACGGAAAUCACGAGCCGGCCCAAGAAGCUCCCUGACCAGGCCUCGCUGCUCGUCGUAUUAUCGCCAAUCAAGAAUGCUUCCGCCCUAUCCAGUGACCUCCGCGACGAUGAGAAGCUGUGGUUGGCCUACUUCAGUUCUCGUGCUGGACCUGAACUGUCGGGUCUCAUCGAUCGAGAUUUUUGGUCUCGAAUGCUUCCCCAGCUUAGCCUGCGCGAAGCACCGGUACGAUAUGCGAUUUUGGCAUUCAGCACAUCACACGCGGCCAGCGCCUCCGCAUUCCCCCAAAAGAUCAGCAUCCAGUACUACUGCCAGGCAAUUUCCAGCCUUCAAAGCCGUAUCAAUAACGGCUGCACCGAUAUGGAAGUUCCGCUCGCCUGCUGUCUGCUAUUUGUCUGCCUAGAAUGCUUACAGGUUGACCGAACGGGCAUGCUGAAUCAGCUACAGAAUGGGUUGAAUAUCCUCGAUUCAAUGCAAUCCCACGACCAGGACGGGCAAUUCAUUGCGGUGUUCAAACAGAAGCUCCGCCAGAUCUUUGCAAGACUCGACGGCCAGUCGACGCUACUGGGAAAACCGGUACCUACAUCCCCCAACGCAUUUUGUCCAACGGCUUCACAAGAGGCAUUCGCCGACCUGUUUGAAGCACAACUAUCGCUUGAUGAUAUCUCCUCUCGCAGUCUCAACUUCGUCCGCCACACCAACGAUUCUACCGUUCCUGGAGACAGAUGGCCGACAGUCUCGCAAAGCCUGGCCCAAAGUCGGUUGCAGGAACAGUUGUUGGUUUGGAGGCUGCGACUGGAAAAGACCGUCUCAUCGGGAGGAGAUGACAGGGCAGCCAAGCUACUGCAGAUCCAGGGCAUUGCAAGCUUCAUCUACCUCGGGGCCUGCUUCCAGCCGUUGGAAAUGCGCUAUGACGCAUACCGGUCCGACUUCGUCGCAUUGAUCGCCGCGGCCGAAUCCGUUUUGUCAGAGUCUUUACCAACAUUUACCCUCGACGUUGGCAUCAUACUGCCGCUCUACCUCACCGCGUACAAGUGCCGAGAUCCGCAACUUCGCCGCAAGGCCAUUGACUUGCUUCAAUCUUUCCGCGGCCGUGAGGGCAUGUGGGAUUCAUUCAUCCACUCUCGUAUUGCCCGCCGGAUCGUGGAGAUUGAGGAGAGCGGCAUGCUCAUUGCUCGCUACGGCGCCACUUGCGCUGCGAUGGAGCAACCGCCGUCAACAUUCAUGGAAACGGAUAACUCCGCAGUGUUGACGCAAUGGCCUGAGGAGCAGUUUCGUGUCGCGGACGUCGAGCUUCAUCGUGGGCCGGGGGAAGCAUCGCUGGCCAAGCUGGUCAUCACCGUGCCAGCACCGGGCGUGCCGGUCGGGACGGAAUGGAUACGUUGGGAAGAGGAGCUGGUAGUGCCAGAUGUUGCGAGGGUGAUUGAAUGA